This is a messenger RNA of Nicotiana tabacum (common tobacco), 1462 nucleotides long. Its product is annotated as putative galacturonosyltransferase-like 7. Gene Ontology annotation, molecular function: glycosyltransferase activity. Gene Ontology annotation, cellular component: Golgi apparatus. Lineage: Eukaryota; Viridiplantae; Streptophyta; Magnoliopsida; Solanales; Solanaceae. The record is from RefSeq and is a predicted model, not a curated record.
UUGUUCUUAUUGGUAAACCUGAAAAGACACUAAAGUUGAAGAGAAAAUAUGUGGAAGAACAACUUUCUGGUGGUGGGAAAGGGAUAGCAGCAAAAAGGAUCAUCUCUCCAAUUUACUUUCCUGUCUUGAACCAAAGGUCUUUCAGAAACAGUUUUUCUAUUCCUCCGGUAGGGGUAAGGUCUGCGUACACACUAGCCUCCUAGAUUGAUAUUUUAUUGGGUCGUUGUUGUUGUGUCUUCUGCUUUAUCUAUGAAAUUCAACUCUAAGAAGGGAAGUCAAGAAGAUCAUAAUACAGAAGACAAAAUGACUUGUUUUACUGAAAUUUCAAGUUUGAUGAUCACUAUUUCAAUUGUGAUCAUUUUAGCCUAUCCUUUUCUACAAUCUUCCCCUCCUACAGAAGCAACAAAAUCAUCUAAUUCAAAUCAUGAUCCUUUGUUCAGCUAUAGACAAUCACCUCAUUUCAAGAACUCACCUAAAUGUGCAAUAUUUCCCACAAAUUCUAUUAGCAAAAAAAUCUGCAAUCCUUCUUUAGUCCAUAUUUCCAUGACCCUUGACACUAAAUUUCUCCGCGGCUCGGUUGCUGCAAUUCAUUCAAUCCUUCGACAUUCUCACUGCCCAGAAAAUCUUUUCUUCCAUUUUAUUUCCUCAUAUAGUACAAAUCUUGAACCCCACUUGGAAAAAAUCUUCCCUUCAUUGGCAUUCAAGAUUUACUAUUUCAAUCCAGGGAUUGUGCGGAACAAGAUUUCUUCUACCAUAAGGGAAGCUCUUGAACAUCCAUUGAAUUAUGCAAGGAAUUACUUAGCUGAACUCUUAGAGCCUUGUGUUGAAAGAGUCAUAUACUUGGAUUCUGAUAUCAUUUUAGUUGAUGACAUUUCCAAUCUGUGGAAAACAAGUCUUGGAUCAAGAACUGUGGGAUCACCUGAGUACUGCCAUGCUAAUAUCACCAAUUAUUUUACUCCUAAAUUUUGGUCUCACAAGAAGUUUUUUCGUGUAUUCCGUGGCCGGAGACCUUGUUACUUCAACACAGGUGUGAUGGUGAUUGAUUUGAGUAAAUGGAGAAAGUACAAAUACACAAGGAAACUAGAAAGAUGGAUGAAGAUUCAGAGAGGUCAUAGAAUAUAUGAGCUUGGUUCAUUGCCACCAUUUUUAUUGGUGUUUGGAGGGAAGAUAGCACCAAUACACCAAAAAUGGAACCAACAUGGACUAGGAGGGGAUAAUUUGAGUGGAAGUUGCAGAAAUAUACAUGGUGGUCCUGUUAGUUUGUUGCAUUGGAGCGGAGGUGGCAAACCUUGGCUAAGGCUUGAUUCGGCAAAUUCUUGCCCUCUCGACGAAAUCUGGGCUCGCUAUGACUUGCAUGCACCUCCUAUGUGACCAGAGAUUUGAUAGAAAUUAAUAAGAUUUUCAUGCCAACCAUUUUUUGUGAAUCAUCUUAUCAAUAAUUUAUAAUGCUAUUAAGUUUAAA